GGUGCACCAUGGAAGAAGUGAUGAGGACUUUAUCUGGGUCCAAGACCCCUGUCUCUUUGGACAUGUACCAGAGCUCAUACAUGACAGACUACAGACCGUAUGGUGACUACAGGCAGUCCACUGUGCACUCACAGAAAGUGAAAUCGGCAGAAACUCAGCAGGACAUCUCAGAUUCUGCAGCACCUCUUGAAUACCAGCCCACAGACAAUACUGUUGGCCAGAGAAGAGGAACCACUGAAGAACCUCGCCUUAAAGCAGCCAAUGGCUCUGGAGACAAAUUGAAGAAGAGUCACGUGGGCAACUCAUGUGGUUCUGAAUCAUUCCAAACGGUCCAAGAUCAGAGGAAGUAUUUUAAUUCAUCCCUUCCUAAUGCAGAAAGCUACCUCCCUAGGUAUUAUCCUUCCACAAAUCACAAGGACAAAUUACGGAGAACACAAACUCCCAGCCCGCUAGAAAAGGUGGCUUUUUAUCCCCAGUCUCCACCAACCGCUGUGCAGUCUUCAGGGAAAGAAGCGCCUCAAGGGCCAGCAUUGUGCAAUCAAGAACCAGGUCACAGCUGGGACUCUUACCAGCAAUUUAUCCAGGAGACCUGCAGAGCAAGACAGCGAACAGCUAAGCAGAACAAGAGCAGGAUUCUGGGCUCUUCCGUUUUCAGGGAAGAGCGCUUCAACAUUGAUAAGAGAAGUACCUAUAGCACUGAUUUCAAAUCCUGGAGUGGAGGCUAUGAUGGGCAAUGUACAGCACAUAGGAAUGUCUCCAACAUUUUAUUUCAAGAUGGCUGCCACAACCAGAACCCCUGGAUUUCAGAAUACAAGGACAACUACAGUGUUUUCUUGCAGAGGCUCAACUGGCCAUCCCACAACUCCAUCUCUGGUCUGUGUUCACCUGUAAAGCCCUUCUCACACCUUUCUCAUGGGCUGUCACCUCAGAAGCCCAUUGCAGUGAACACGGCCUUUUGAACAUUGUUACAGAGUCAGUGCUGCCUUUAAGACUCUGCUCUGAGAGCUCUCCAACAUGCCAGCCAUGAUAUUAUCUGGGAGACCAUCGAUGCCUGGGCAGCCCUUUGUGUUC
This is a messenger RNA of Alligator sinensis (Chinese alligator), 1071 nucleotides long. RefSeq lists its product as uncharacterized. The record is from RefSeq and is a predicted model, not a curated record. The transcript has 7 exons. NCBI's taxonomy places the organism in Eukaryota, Metazoa, Chordata, Crocodylia, Alligatoridae. Bases 9 to 959 code for a protein of 316 amino acids.